Penicillium daleae is the source of this 1368-nucleotide messenger RNA. RefSeq lists its product as uncharacterized. Gene Ontology annotation, cellular component: endoplasmic reticulum. Gene Ontology annotation, molecular function: protein-folding chaperone binding; misfolded protein binding. Lineage: Eukaryota; Fungi; Ascomycota; Eurotiomycetes; Eurotiales; Aspergillaceae. The transcript has 3 exons. The record is from RefSeq and is a predicted model, not a curated record. The coding region runs from base 1 to 1368 and encodes 455 amino acids.
AUGUCGACAACAAAGUUCGUCGAUUAUUAUGCUAUUCUGGGUGUCACACGCCAAGCAUCGAUGAAGGAAAUCAACAUUGCCUGGAAGAGAUUCGCUCUUCAGUAUCACCCAGACAAGAGCCCUCGUAAGAACACUGAUGAGAAAUUCCGAAAGGGCCGAGAGGCUGUAGAGACUCUCCGUGAUCCUCGACGACGUGACGAGUACAACAGAAGACUCGAAGCCCAUCAUCCCCUUAAUCAGAUGAGCAACACAGGCUGGGAUUGCGGUCCACCUCAGACGUCUUCUGCCUCCUCCCAGCCAAUGGAUCCUCACUUCCAGAACUACGAUGAGCCGAGAAACGGGGCGGAGCCCGAGAACAAUCAAAACAAGGCCAGCCCUGACAACGGCUCCAACGAUCCAAACGAUCCAUCUCGCAGAAGGACUUGGAAACAGAUGGAAAAGAUCUUCGAGACGAGAAAGGAGCGCAAAGCGGCAGAGGGACAGGACACACCCUGGGCUCCAGCUGAACCAAACUUUCACCAACCUGAAGCCGACCCAGAGAUGCACUCAUUCGAGAAUGGCUACUACCCCUACGUUUAUCAUCAGGCGCAAGCUGAAGGGGCUCAGACUAUCUAUGGAAAGGGAAAGAUGGCGGGCGAAAUCAACGAGCCGGUUUCUCUGGGUCAGUUUCUGAAGAAUUAUGUCAAGAGGACUGGUACUCGCGGUAGACCAGGCAUCGCAUCUCGUCGUCGGUCGACUUUCAAGGGAAGUGUGAAUACUUGCGUCCAAGGCAGCCCCAAUCGCAGUUACCAAUUCUCGAAUGCUGGUUCUUCGUCCGGCAGCGAUGACUGCUCGAACGAAUCAGGUGGAGUGCGCCUUGCUGAGUUUGAGACUCAGGAUGAGGGCGAACAGACACUCUAUUCUGACUGUUACGAUCCUCAUCCUACUGUUCCAAAUCUUGACCCGGCCAGCUCCAACCCUCGCUCCAGCUCAAUGAGCACAGAGCAGCCUACCUGGGAGAGUAUGCCUUCCGUCAACAAUGACAACGCCCAGUGGCCCUUCCACCGAUUCGUCCCGUACAUCAAGGCCAAGUUGAAUGACCCCAGUGGGCGUUACACGCCUGAUGACAUGCAUCAAGAGCUCCGCGGUCUCGUUUUGGACCCUGUCUCUGUGUAUUUGGAGAACAAACGUCUCUCUCGUUCCAACGCCAGCCCGGCACCCGUCACAGGCGGUAGUUCCACUUGCUCCCAUCUCGGUUUCUGGCACAAAGACUUUGGUCAGCCUGAAUGUGACAAAUGUCAUCUCUUGAAGCCCCUCUAUACCCUGGUAUGCCCGGGUUGUGGCUUGAAGAGAUGCGUCCGGUGCAAGUUUGAGGGUUACGAGAUUUAG